Molecule: messenger RNA, 693 nt
Organism: Ustilaginoidea virens
Lineage: Eukaryota; Fungi; Ascomycota; Sordariomycetes; Hypocreales; Clavicipitaceae
Exons: 1
Coding region: 1-693 (230 amino acids)
Source: RefSeq, a predicted model, not a curated record
AUGCACCAGCUCCUUGCACUACUCCUCGCCAGCCUCACCGCUGCCUCCCCACUCUUUUCCCGCGCCGACCUGCCUCCUUCGUCCAAAUCAAAAGCCUUCAAUCUCGUCGUCAACGUCACAGAGCCCGACCGCGAUUUCUUCCCCUCCAUCCAUGGGGAGUACAUCAACAGCAUCCACGUCGGCGCCGGCCAGUCCCUGCUUGGCGUCGGCGGCAAAUCGACCAACCCUCUCACAUUCUACAUCAACGGCACUACGUUGGAGUUCCACUUUGCCAGAUCGACCGUCGUUUCCGACAUUGGCACGCCUCUCUCUCCAUGGGGCGUCUUCUUUACCAACGACGAGGGCUCCGAUAUGGCACACACGGCUCAUCUCGACGGCGGGCCAGGCGCCAAGGGCAUCGGGCUGACGCGGCCCCCUGUGCCGUACACGUUCAUGUAUCCCGAGACAUAUGCCAUUUGCAACGAGACGGUGCCGUAUUACAAGAAGAAGUUUCUCAUCGUCAAGCAGUUUGAUUUGGGACUGAAGUUGACCAAUGCUAUCCCGCCGAAUUGCGUGCCUGUCAGGCUGGUUGCACAGUGCACCAAGUUGGAUCCUCUGCCGGAGGGGUCUUUUUCGAACCAUGAUUUUGCGUACGAGACGAGUUGUUACAAGGACGUUGCGGCAAUCGACUGGGCCAAGUACCAGCCGUGGUAG